Molecule: messenger RNA, 849 nt
Organism: Durusdinium trenchii
Lineage: Eukaryota; Dinophyceae; Suessiales; Symbiodiniaceae
Source: the annotation of a GenBank genome assembly
AUGAUGUGGACGCACCACGACGACGGCGACCAGUCACCGGGGGCCCCACCGGACGCCAAGCCGGAGGCCACGGCGGAGGGCAAGCCGGAGGCCACGGCAGAAGCCAUGGCGGAGGCCACAACGGAGGCCGCGGUGGAGACCUCGGCGGAGGCCACGGCGCCAGCGCCAGAACCGCCGGCCUUGUCCUUGACGCCCAAACCGGUCCCGGUUUCCCAAGCCAUUCCGCAAGGCUUUCGCAGCUUAGCAGUGCCAGAUGUGGGUGAAACUGCCUCGGCACGGGACCGGAUUCCAGCAGUGCCACGCUUGAUCCUGCCAGAUCCACCCAUGUGCCUUACCCGCAUGCCACUUGCGCAGUCCGCCCAGCUUCCCCCACAGCUUGACGCCUGUGGCUUUGAGUUGGACGUUUUGGCACCGCAGUUGGGCAGUGGCGCAUAUGCGGCUGUGCGCAAGCUGCGGCACAGAAAGACUGGGAGAGAGGCGGACAACAUCCUCUUGAGCCUCCCCGAGUUCGAUGUGCGCAUCUGCGACUUCGGUUGGAGUGCCGAAGCGACCCUGGACAAACUGCUCCUCACGACGUGUGGCACGCCCGAAUUCUGGGCACCUGAGCAGUGGUCUCGGGCGCCCCAGAGCUAUUCGACCGACUGCUGGGCCUUGGGCUGCUUGUUCUAUGAGGAGAUCAAGGAGAAGGUCCUCGUGGGGGAUGCGCGCUACCCACCCUUUUUGUCGCAGGCGGCCAUGUCGUUACUUCAUUGCCAUCUUCAGGUGGAGCCUCAACAUCGGGCGCCUUGCAGCUGGUCCAUGCAGAAACACGAAUUCCUGGAAGACGAGAGAUCUUUGGAUGAUUCAUAA